Messenger RNA from Drosophila melanogaster (fruit fly), 2552 nucleotides. It is a transcript of the gene Acox57D-p, whose product is annotated as acyl-Coenzyme A oxidase at 57D proximal. Gene Ontology annotation, biological process: fatty acid metabolic process; fatty acid beta-oxidation. The record is from RefSeq and is marked reviewed. Gene Ontology annotation, molecular function: FAD binding; flavin adenine dinucleotide binding; oxidoreductase activity, acting on the CH-CH group of donors. NCBI's taxonomy places the organism in Eukaryota, Metazoa, Arthropoda, Insecta, Diptera, Drosophilidae. The transcript has 7 exons. Gene Ontology annotation, cellular component: peroxisome. Bases 374 to 2407 code for a protein of 677 amino acids.
UAGUGAGAUGAUCGCAAGUGAUCUAAAACUUGCUAUCAGUUUACUAAUUUGAGUCUUAACAUCUGUGGGGGCAAACCUAUUUUUUUUUUGUUGGUAUUCAAAUCUUAUCUUAUUAAUUGUGCUUACCACCCUGAUGUCAGCGUAAUAAGGUAGUAAAGUGGAGUAUGCAUCCGAUUAAAUUUUGACCUGGGAUCCAGCGAUUACCCAGAUAACGGUUGCGCCAUAACAAAGCAUUCAAUCAAAAACACUCGUAUCGAAAGAGCAAAGACUACAAGUUUCACUUAUAUUUAUGAAGAGCCAUCGGCUGUUUUAAAGUCAGUAAGCGGUCGGUGCUCUUGGCGCGCAGUUCGCAGGUUUUCUAAAUCUAGUUGUUAUGGCCUCUUCCACUUCGGUUAUCCCUACCACCGUAAAUCCCGAUCUGCAGAAGGAACGAGAUGCAGCCAGCUUUAACAGCGAAGAAUUCGCCGCUUGGUGGGCGGGGGGCGAGGAAGUGCUAAAGUUCAACCGCGGCGUUCGUGAAUAUAUGGAGAAGGAUGUGGAUUUGUCGGAGAUGCUGCAGCUGCAAAACAAAACCCACGAAGAGAUCAUCGAGUUUUCCACGCGUGGAGCAAUCGAAGGCGCCAAGAAGCUACGCCGCCUGCAGGAGGAGCGCAAUCCUGGCGGAGAUGUCUACUGGCCGAAUUUGUAUGACGCUCAAGUGAUGUGGGGUCUCGUUCCCGGUGGCAAUCCUUUUGGUGUGAUGUACGUGAUGCUGGUGAAAGCUCUGCAGGCUCAGUGCACUCCGGAGCAGUAUGAAGAAUUCGGCAAGCGGGUGGAACUCUUCGAGAUUUGCGGCACCUAUGCCCAAACGGAACUGGGUCAUGGAACCUACCUGCGCGGGCUGGAAACGCGUGCUGAUUUUGAUCGAAAGACUGAUCAAUUUGUACUCAACACCCCCAAUAUUUCCUCCUACAAGUGGUGGCCCGGAGGCUUGGGCCACAGCUCCAAUCACUGCCUGGUUAUGGCUCAGCUGUACAUCGACGGCGACUGCAAGGGUCCGCACAUGUUCUUUAUUCAGGUGCGUGAUGAAGACACCCACGAACCACUGCCCGGCGUCCACAUCGGUGAUAUUGGCAAGAAAAUGGGCUUCAUUGGCGUAAACAAUGGUUUCCUUGGAUUAAAGAACGUACGGAUUCCUCGUACGAGAAUGCUGAUGCGACAUGCUCAGGUGAAGGCUGAUGGAUCCUAUGUUAGUAGUCCCACCAAUGUGCUUACCUACUUUGCCAUGGUCCGCACGCGUUGUGUAAUUGCCAAAAACAAUGCCGUGAUGUUGGCUUCUGCUGCCACCAUUGCAACCAGAUACUCGGCUGUGCGCCGUCAGAGCCCAAUUAAUCCCAACGAACGAGAGCCUCAGAUCAUGGAUCAUGUUACACAACAAAUGAAACUCUUCCCAGAGAUUGCCACAAGCGUGGCAUACCGAAAGGCCGGUGAUUACUUGUGGAAUCUGUACGAUGUGACCAUCGAGGAUAUAGAAAACGGAAAAUACGAACGUCUGCCGGAGUUGCAUUCUCUGUCCUGCGCUUUGAAAGUUACCUGCUCCAUGGACUCCGCUUCUGGUGUAGAGAAAUUGCGACUGGCCUGUGGUGGUCAUGGAUUCCUCACCUCAUCCAACAUGAGCAGUAUAUACGUUAGUGCCACCGCAGCUUGCACGUAUGAGGGUGAGAACACCGUACUGCUUCUGCAGAUCGGUCGCUUUUUAAUGAAGACGUGGCGAGCCGCGUUGACUGGAGCUCCGUUGCCGCCCACCGUUCGCUAUUUGGCCGAGGUGCAAAAGAAUCCGGAGUUUGGCACCUGGACUGGAAGUUGGGAGAACAUGGUUAAGGCCAUGCAGUAUGCAGCUGCCAAUAGAACACAGUUGGCAUUCAGGAGCCUUUCCAAACGUAUGUCAAGGGGCGAAACUGAAGCGAACGCAGCUAAUCACACGGGCAUUGAGUUCACCCAGGCGGCAGAGCUCCACGGACGUGCUUUUGUUUUCAGUGCUUUCUAUGAAGCAGUCACCGGUCCUCAAUCUAAGACGCGCUCAGCUAACUUCAAUCGAGUCCUGGAGAACCUGUUGGAGCUGUACCUAGUCAAGGAGACACUUAAUCAAAUGGGUCACCUGCUGAGAUUCAUUAACUUGACCGAUACGGAUCUCUCCGGGCUGCAGGAUCGCUUGGAAACAGUGCUCACCAAACUGCGACCAGAUGCUGUGGCCAUUGUGGAUGGCUUUGACUUCAGCGAUCUGCAGCUGAACUCCACUCUGGGCUCUUACGAUGGCAAUGCCUACGAGCGUAUCUUCGAUGCGGCCCUCAAGAAUCCGAUGAACCAAAAAGCAGUGCCUAAGUACUUCCAUGAGAUCCUGAGGCCGUUCAUGAAGUCAAACAUCUAGUGCCUUGGACAGCUGUUUAUUAAACCACCUAUCUAGAGUUAGGCUCAAUGUAAUGUAUUGUAAAUACCCCAUAUGUAUUGGUGUUUUGUAUUAUUUUUGUAAAUAAUACUCUUUAAUAAUAUAGACCCAACAUAUACCGCUCUUU